This is a messenger RNA of Moneuplotes crassus, 1131 nucleotides long. Lineage: Eukaryota; Ciliophora; Spirotrichea; Euplotida; Euplotidae. The record is from the annotation of a GenBank genome assembly.
AUGAUAACUCCAAAAACAGAAGUUAGUAAAGAGAAUGAAGAGAUUAAGUAUCCUGCAAUAGUAUUUCCAAGACCAUCAUAUUCAUGAUUUCAGCCUUAUAUCCUUAAUAAGUCUGAGAAGAAUGAGUCAUCAAGUUCUGUGCUUGUCUCAUCAGAUCUUAGUUUAGCUUCUAUUCCUCAGAAACCUAAAAGGACAAGAAGAAGGAGGAGACUUUCCUGAGAAAGAGAUCUCUCACCAGAGACCUUCAGAAAGACAAGAAAUAAGCGCCUUGCGAAAGAAUCUAGAGCCAGGAAAGGCAACUAUGUCAAAACACUAGAGAAUAAAGUUCAGGAGCUAGAGCAAAGAGUUGUAAUGCUGAAUGAGAAAUUGGAGAAUUUCAAGAAGAAAAUCUCUUACCUUGAGAUUGGGGAUAAGAGAGGAUAUCACAAUAUUACCGAAGCUCAGGAUUAUUGGCAUAACCAGCUGUCAGAUGCCUUGACUAAUCCACAGACUUCACCAGACCAUUUGAAGGAUAUCGUUGAGUAUUUCUUAAAUACUCUUGGUGUAGCCGGAUCUGAUAGGAAGAAAGUCAUCAAAAAUGCAAUUAGAGUGAUAAUCGAUAAUCUGCUUCCAGAGACAGUAAAGACUUUAAUUUACUGAAACAAGAAAGAUCCAAUUGCAAAUGAUAAGCAACUAGAUUCGUUAAGAGUAGCUUCUAAGUACAAGUAUGAAGAGAUGAUGGCUGAUAAUGGAUUUGGAAUCGUAGAAGAGUGAUUGACAAAAGCUAACAUUAACAAAGAACAAAGGCCAAUCAUUAAAAACUAUUGUAGACAUCUUACUGAAGUGAGACACUACUACCAAGAUAUUGUGAACUCUACACUUGCUUUGAGAAAGAAAAUAUUUGUAGGAAUGAAGAAAUUUGAAAAGAUUACUGCCGAACUUUAUAAGCGACUAGACAUCAAACAGCUUGGCCAGUUUAUUAUUACAUCAAGGAAUAUCAGAACAUCACAUCAAAUUGACAUAUUUUCAUGCUGGGACAUCAAAAAAAUGAAAAGAGGGGGAAAUUCAGAAGAAAUCUCAGAAUAUGGACUGACAGAUUAUGACUCAGAUGGUGUUAAGUCUUAACUAACUCCUUGUUGUGUAACAAAACUC